Messenger RNA from Octodon degus (degu), 1174 nucleotides. It is a transcript of the gene Hagh, whose product is annotated as hydroxyacylglutathione hydrolase. Gene Ontology annotation, biological process: glutathione metabolic process. The record is from RefSeq and is a predicted model, not a curated record. NCBI's taxonomy places the organism in Eukaryota, Metazoa, Chordata, Mammalia, Rodentia, Octodontidae. Gene Ontology annotation, molecular function: hydroxyacylglutathione hydrolase activity. The coding region runs from base 59 to 988 and encodes 309 amino acids. Gene Ontology annotation, cellular component: mitochondrion. The transcript has 9 exons.
CUGUGGCCGGGGACGCCCGCGUCGCGGCCAGGCGCUGGACAGUGCCGCCCCGCGGGUCAUGGUGUUCGGCCGUGGGUCACUCUCCCUACGGAGCCUCGCCGCGCUGGGAGCCGCCUGCUCGCGCCGCGGCCUGGGCCUACCCCUGCUAGGAAUUCUCCUGCAUCACACAGAUUUAAGGAAGAGUGUGACUGUGGACCAAGGCGCCAUGAAGAUUGAACUACUGCCUGCCCUGACUGACAACUACAUGUACCUGCUCAUCGAUGAGGAAACCCAGGAGGCCGCCAUCGUGGACCCGGUGCAACCCCAGAAGGUUGUAGAAACUGUGAAAAAGCAUGGCGUGAAGCUGACCACAGUGCUCACCACCCAUCAUCACUGGGACCAUGCUGGUGGGAACGAGAAGCUGGUCAAGCUGGAGCCAGGGCUAAAGGUGUAUGGUGGCGAUGACCGAAUUGGAGCCUUGACUCACAAAGUAACACACCUGUCUACACUGCAGGUGGGAUCUCUCAACAUCAAAUGUCUGUUCACACCAUGCCACACUUCAGGACACAUUUGUUACUUUGUGACCAAGCCCGGUGGUUCAGAGCCCCCUGCUGUGUUCACAGGUGACACCCUGUUUGUGGCUGGCUGUGGGAAGUUCUUCGAAGGAACUGCGGAUGAGAUGUACAAGGCACUGCUCCAGGUCUUGGGCCGGCUCCCUGCGGACACGAGAGUCUACUGUGGCCACGAGUAUACCAUCAACAACCUCAAGUUUGCACGGCAUGUGGAGCCCAACAACACUGCCAUUCAGGAGAAACUUGCUUGGGCUAAGGAAAAAUAUGCCAACGGGGAGCCCACGGUGCCAUCCACGCUUGCGGAAGAGUUCACCUACAACCCCUUCAUGCGUGUGAGGGAGAAGACCGUGCAGCAGCAUGUGGGUGAAACGGACCCUGUGACCACCAUGCGCGCCAUCCGCAGGGAAAAGGACCAGUUCAAGGUGCCUCGGGACUGAGGUGGCUGCACCCAAACCCACCACCACUGGCACCUUUAGGGAGUGGGAGUUUUAGGUAAAAAACUGUCCUGCUGGUCAUGCAAAAAUCAUCUUGGUUUAAUUUUAAAUUAAUUGCAGAGCUCUUACCUGUGUUAUCAAAUGUUCUAAUGCAUAUUUAUAAGAGAAAAAGUUUAAAAGUAUUUAUUC